Atta colombica is the source of this 2327-nucleotide messenger RNA. It is a transcript of the gene TTLL12, whose product is annotated as tubulin--tyrosine ligase-like protein 12. The record is from RefSeq and is a predicted model, not a curated record. NCBI's taxonomy places the organism in Eukaryota, Metazoa, Arthropoda, Insecta, Hymenoptera, Formicidae. Gene Ontology annotation, biological process: protein modification process. The transcript is spliced from 3 exons. Bases 477 to 2327 code for a protein of 616 amino acids.
UCGUGGUAUAAACACUACAAACUUGCAAACGACAAAUUAUAAGCCUGCCCUGUCCAGAUUCGUUACCGAUUCUGCGACAGAGGAAGUUUUGGAAUAUAACCUAGAAGAAGAAGAGGAAGGAGGCAAAUUUGCAAAGGAAGUCGACGGCACUAGAUGUUUUCUUGAAUUGCUAGCUGGAUUAGAAUCUUGUCACCGUAUUAGCUGCGAUACUGGCAUUGACAGCACCGCAGCCAAUACUGUGGCAAGAUUCUAAGAAUGAAAUCACACAGUGCGGAAAAGAGCUGCGGAAUAGAGAAUGUGUCAUUAAAGCAAUCAAUCAGCAUUAUUCUGCAUUAUUUUGAAUAGCGUUAGAUUUCAAUGAUCUUUAUCCUAAUCCAGCUAGCAAUCCAGCAGGAAAACAAGCAUCGUAUACCACAGGUUUUAGUUUUCUUCUGGUCGGAUUCGUCAUCAUUUCAUUGACUUGUUUUUUUUUUGCAAUGGAUGGUGUGGACUUAUUUAACGUGUUUCUUACAACACAUAAAGUACAACUUCAAUCUUAUGGUGUCCCACAUUUAUUUUGGAAAGUUUUAUAUAAAAAAUUAACAGAUCAGAUUUAUGAUGCUGGUCUUGUCUUCCAAUUAAUAAAAGUAGAAUAUGAAAAUGGAGAAAAGCAUGUUACAGAGCCAAUAUGGAAGUUAAUUGUAUCUGUAGAGAAUGGUAUUUCUGUUCAAGAUUCUAAUAAUAUUUAUCUUAUUGAUCAUGCAUGGACAUAUGAUAUCAGUAGUGUUCAACAGAAUUUAAUUCAAGUUCCUGGCUUACUUGAUCGAAUGUGCAUUCUUAUGGGAAUAAAUACAGAACUGGAUGAGCAGAAAAAAGUAGAGGAUGUUACAAACGAAAUGUGGCGUUACAAUCAAUCAUAUUCAGUAAACUAUGGAGAGAUAGAAGAUAGAAUGCCAAUAUGGUACAUUAUGGAUGAAGUUGGUUCAGCAAUAAAUCACAGUGAUGAUCCAAAUUUUAGAGCAGUUCCUUUUUUAUAUUUGCCAGAAGGUGUAAUUUAUACGCUUCUAUUUCCUACAAAAGACGUUACUGCAGGCGAUGAAGUUACGAGAGAUUUUGUGGAAGGUCAAACGAAGGAUCCUGAAAAAAGACGCGCACUAUUAUUACCUUGGGUCCACAGUACUUUUGAAGAUGAAAGUUUUGAACAGAAUGAACCAGAUGCAGAUUAUUUUUUAGCAGGUCAUGUUCCUGAAAGCUUGCCGGAAAACUUGAAUGUAAUCAAGGCAAAUAACAGCAGGAAAUUAAAGGUUUUUUCACAAUACAGUUAUGUGAAUAAUUACUUGACAGAUCCAGCAUUUGAAGUUACUGACAACGAAGAAGAAGCAGACAUAUUAUGGUUUGUAUCUCAUUACAAGAUGUACAAGGAAUUAAAUGUUUCUUCGUCUCACGUUUUUGUAAAUCAAUUUCCAUAUGAGAAUGUUUUGACGACAAAAGAUCUUCUAUCGAUUGUAUGCAGAAGAAAGGCAAUGAACAAAUUGUAUGAUUCGGAUACUCUCGAAACUUAUCCAGCAUGGUUACCGACGACAUAUAAUCUGAGUACGGAAUUGGUACAAUUUGUUGCUUAUUUCAUGCAACGAGCAAAUAAAGAUUUGGAUAAUCAUUGGAUUUGCAAACCAUGGAACUUGGCAAGAAGUUUAGAUACUCAUAUCACAAAUAAUCUCUAUUAUAUUCUACGGCUGCCUUGUACAGGCCCAAAAAUUGUGCAAAAGUACAUUGAACGGCCAGUUUUAUAUAAUAGAUCAGAUAUUAAUCAAGUAAAAUUCGACGUGAGAUAUGUUGUGUUGCUUAAAUCUGUAAAGCCGCUACGUGCGUAUGCUUAUGCAAACUUCUUCCUGCGUUUUGCGAAUCAACCAUUCGCAUUGAACAAUUUUAAUGCUUAUGAGCAACAUUUCACCGUGAUGAAUUAUACCGAGGAGAAUUCACUAUUCCAUGAGAAAUGUGCCGAUUUCAUCAUAGAAUGGGAAAAUCAGUAUCCCAAUUAUCCCUGGAAAACUUAUGUCGAGCCAAAGAUUCUUUCUGUUUUAAGACAGAUCUUUGAAGCUGCAGUUGCGCAGCCGCCUCCAAAAGGAAUAGCCGAAAAUCCGCAAAGCAGAGCUGUGUACGCUGCCGAUAUGAUGUUGGAAUGGAGAGAUUGCGAAAUGCAACCCAAGCUGUUGGAAAUAAAUUUUACGCCUGAUUGUCAGCGUGCGUGCGAAUAUUAUCCGGACUUCUACAAUGAUAUUUUUAAAUGCUUGUUCCUAGAUAUUGACAAUCCAGAAGUUUUUCAUGCAUUAGAUUCAAUCAGCGAAUAA